CUGCGGUCUUGUUAUAAUAGAGCCUAGCGGAAAUAGGCGCAAGGAACUAUUGGAAUCAUCCAUGGAAGUCGAAGAAAGUGGUAUGUCGGAUUGUGCUGUCAACGACUGUGAAGCGGAAAUCAAUACUAAGUCAGAUGAAAUCACUUCAAAAAUUCAGUCUAUGCCGACUAUGCAAAAAGGGCCUUCCAGAGAUAAAGAUACAUCUAGUCGAUAUGUCAUGGGUAAAAAAAAAGGAAAUAGAACUCUAAGAAAACUUAAAAGGCCCUUUCGAAGUGGGCUUCGAACAAGCACAUCGGAUAGAUUUUUGCAUGAGGAAUCAUCCGUGAAAAAAAUAGUCUCUCUCUUUGCUACAAAACCGUCAUAUAAUGAGGGUUCUCAAUUUCGUAAAGGGAAGAGAGAACUGGAUCUUUCCAACAAAAAUCUAAACUCUUCCAAGAUAUCUGACAUGGUAGCUGAGGGUCAUUGUACUGUAAGGAAGUUGAAUUUGUCCAACUGUCGUCUAACUUAUUUGCCUGAGGCUCUAAAUAGUUGCUUCAAAUUAGAAGAACUUGAUCUUUCCCACAAUCCUUUAAAUUACCCAUCUCCAUCUUGUUUACCUAUCCAGUCAUUAUGCAAUUUGAAAAAGUUGGAUUUAUCUGAUUGUCAUCUAACUGAAAUACCUUUUGCUUUCCCACCCAAUCUACAAGAGUUGAAUUUAUCUCACAACAACUUGGACUAUCAAGCCGACUUGUUAGAAUAUCUAAAUAGAAAGAAGAAAAGUGGUAAAGCAGUAGUGUCUAAGAGUGGCAAGGAAUCAGAGCAUAUGACAAGAAUUUUAGAAUUGUCUAAAUUAAAAAAACUGAUUAUAUUUGAAGACAAUGUUUAUACAAAGUCGAGGUUUGGUGGAGUAUGGACUCUUAAAAGUCACCAAGAGCCAGUUCUCUUUUCAAAGUUAAUGUCGACCGAUCGAACCAGCCUUCAGGGUGAGGUCAAAGAAAGUGGUAUGCCGGAUUGGAUUGUCAACGACUGUCAACCAUGUGAAGAAGUUACUCGGUUGGACGAGUUUUGUCGAAUACGAAAGUCAGAUGAAAUCACUGUAGAAACUUAUCGCUCUAUGCUUCAAAGUCUAAAUAUCGUUUGUUGCCUUCUCAAUACCAAUGGGGAAACGACUUUGAAUAGAAGUUGUGGAAAAAUAUUUUAUGAAUUGAACGACAUUAGUGGGAAUGAUCAGUUUUCUCAUAAAAUGGAAGGAUGUCGGUCGAAUUUGCAGCGUGGUGUUUCUUUCUUGGGCAGAUGGUCAAUCCGCGGUGAUGAUCAUGAGUUUACUUUGGAAAACAGCGGUAAAGUAUUUUGGAAUGCCUUCGAAUCUGCCAGAAUACCUUCAGUGGAAUCCCUAACUAUGGCUGAUCAAAUUAUUUCUACGAAACUGAGAAUUACAUCAGAAAUACUUCGCAAUUUAGCUCUUCCAAGCGCCGCAGUUCUUGGUUGUUUAAACCUUUUACAAGAGCUUCAUGAUCAACAGGAGGUUCAAACGGCACUUUCUUUCGUGGCUAAUGGAAAAGCAGUAAGCAUUCAUGAAAGAGCGCACUUCGAAAAUGUUAUUUCCAUCUUUAAAUUAAACAAGAUCCUGUAUGAUUUCACCCUAACGUUCGCUAAAUCUCCACCAUUUGCUGAAGAUUGGCCCGCGACGAUAAAACUGGCUGAAAGAACUUAUAAUCCUUUGACUCAGAAACGAUGGUUAAAAGAACAGCUGGAGGCCUCCAGCAUUACUAUGCGAUUAAUUGGGCUUAUUGACAUCGAAUCUCAAACACAAGUUAUUCAUGAUCAUGCGGCCAGGUAUAAUGGUCCAGUCAUCGAAAGUAGUGGAAUGUCCAGAAAUAAUAGCAGCAUCACUAUUGGUGAAGCAGGCGGAUGCUUUAGCAUUCCAAUAGCAAGUGGCUGCCUAAUUUUUCCGCCCCAAGAUUUUGAUGAACCAAAAACUAUGGAGAUUAGCCGAGUAAGAUAUGAAGAAUGUGAGGUGAAACCAAAAGAUGGAGAAGUAUUCGUAAGCCGAAUCCUUGAAAUUAAACCUAAAGGUGUGACCUUCAAGAAACCUGUGACAGUUUUUAUAUCGCAUUCAGCGUACGAGGAUCAGAUUUUUCUUGAUUUUUAUGAACUGGUUAUCGGACGUUUAAACCCAGCAGGAUGGCAAGAGUUAAAGACGGAACGUAUAAGCUCCAUUGAAGAUGUGCCAAAAGAAAUACUUAAUCCAGAGGCCUUAGAAGAUUAUUUGCCAUGUGCUCAAGCCACCAUUCAAGAGACUUGUGCAUUGGUUGCAGUGACACGAAUCAGGUCCGAAAUGAUCUUUGUACCGACAAAUCGAAGUUAUACAUUCAGCAAGGCGUAUGGCAAUAAUGCAGAAUUAAGAAUGACAUUCCCAGCUGGUGUCACGAAAGAGAUACUAUGUUUAAAAGUUCAGUUGAUUCCUGUCGAUACCAUUGUAAACACAGAUGCUUAUCGUGACCAGAAUCUCAUUCGGGGUCCUGUAAUUAAAGUUUCUGGUCAGAAAGUUCCAUUUCUUAAACCAGUUGAGGUUGAGCUAACAUACUCUCACUGUGAUGUUGCUAAUAUUGAUGAGGAUGUGUUACCUGUGGGAACUAAAACUAAGAUGACCGCUAUGUAUGGCUUUUUGUUGCAUAAACACAAGGUGACCGAUUCCGAAUUACGAAGUGAAAUAAUAAAUGAGACUAACGAGGUUUAUAUCGAAAGGCAGAGGAAAGAUCAGUUGAGGUUCUUCUUUUCGGUGCAACACUUUUCCGAUAUCCAACCUGUAGUUUCCACGACAAAGCGUGAAAGUUAUAUUCCGCCCAUGUCGAUCAGUGGUGCAACGAAUAUAAACCUUCAACGUUACAAUGCAAUCGUAUUAGCUGUGCAUAAAACUGGUUGCAGCCCGGCUACUCUUCAUGCUAUCCUGGCACCAAGGGAAGCGCUGAAGAAUAUUAAAGAUAAAUGGAAUGUCACAAACGAAUACCGCAAGUUUGAGAAACCGCUGAGAUUUAGAGAACCGGUAUACUUUUGUGUCCCGUGGUCGAAUGACAAUCAACUUGAUCAUCUUCCCUUAGAAAAUCAUACUUUGAGAUUUGAUCCAGAUCUUGAAUUAGAAUCAGAACUGCACAAUAACACUGAGGAAGGUAUUAAUCUCAAAGGGAAAGACAUGCGUUUCUUACAGAAAGAGUGCCAUGAUGGAAAGAAUCACAGCACUCAAGGAGAUUGUCGUGCGGUGGCACCAAUCUACACUUCUUCAAUUAGUUCAGUUCAGGGUGUCGAUAGAAAUGUUAAUGCGACAUCACCAACAUUUACACAGAGACAAGAUGAUGUAGAAAAUAAAAUUUUAUCUACCGUAAACGACACGAAAAUAAAAUCUCAGAAAGAGGGUGUCGAUAGAAAUGUUAAUGCGACAUCACCAACAUUUACACAGAGACAAGAUGAUGCAGAAAAUAAAACUUUAUCUACCGUAAACGACGCUGAAAUAAAAUCUCAGAAAGAGGACAUGAAAGAUAAUCUACAUCGUUGCGAACUUUUCGAGGAGGAAAUUGAAAAAAAGUUCCUAGAAAAGUUAGGGAUAAACAGGGGUAAUAUACAAAAUCCCAUCGACGGAGUUACGGCAAAGACACUAGCCGAUGCAGGAGCUGUGUCGUCAAUUGCCCUUGGGAUCGCUGGUGGAGUAACAAUAAUUUUAGGUAUUUCAACAUUUGGUGUCACUUCCUUUGCUUUGGCGGCCAUGACUGGUGUAACCUUCACUGUGUCAAAAGUUAAUAAGAGGUUGAAAAAAUCAAAUGCCAAGAAAUUGAAUGAAAAAGUGAAAUUAUAUCUCCAUUCUCAUUUAAAAUGCAUCAUUUUGGAUGUCGCCAAGGAAUUGUCUCGUAUGUUUGAGUACCAAGUACAAAACGUAUAAAACGUCGACCGAAUAUCAACCAAAAAUGCACGGUUGUAAAUUUCUGCUGUGAAUAUUCUGAUAACUACAAGAAUUCCACAGUUGGUCAAUACUUUGGUGAAUCUGCCAUUGACUCUGAAUAUACUGAGUGUCGACAUGAACUUUCCAAUUAUCAUCCAAUACAUAUUUUAGUCCAAUGUCCUAGAAUUUUGAAUUCGUUUGUUAAUAAUAAUUCGAAAGAGCCUUCUUUGGCGGCCUUUUUAAAAGGAAUGUUGGGUCUUCCCGAGCAUCACAUUGUUCGCUCAGUUUAUCGGCAACAUUCUCCAGGGAGUGUUCCUAAUCUACAAGGGUCAGACCUUACUGGAUCAGAUUUCAGCCAUUCCGAUUUUUCAAAUUCCUCACUCGAGGAUUGCCAUAUUGCGAAGUGUGUCAUGUUGUUUACAAGAUUCGUUGGUGCGAAAUUGUCUGGUUCAAAAUUCGUUGACACAUUGAUUAGUCACAGUGAUCUCUCUAGCGUCCAAGCUGAUCGUUGCGAGUGGACGAAGGUGUCGCUACUUUAUUCGCGUGUAGAUAAGGCAAAUCUGGAAAGCGUGGUGCCUAGUAUAAGUGGUAAUUGUCUAAGUGGGACGAACAUCAGCGACGCCAUCUAUAGGAGAAGUAAAGAAAUAAACGGCAACGAAAUUAGCCGCAGUUUAGUAGAACCCACUUAAAGAAGAUGUGCCUCAUGAACUUAAUAAGAAGAAGAACUUAAAGUGAGGAAACAAAAAACUGUGAUUGUGCACUGUUUUGAUGUUUAAAUCAUUUGGUGCACAUGUCGCCCAAAGUGAAAGUUGGAUUUUCUUCCUGGAUUUUCUAUUGUUACGAGCCGGUCCUUUUAAUUACUAAUGGCUGCGCUUUUGGUGGCUCAAUUCGCUCGCAACAAAUAUUGUGAAACCGAUUACUUUUCAAUUAUUUAUUCUUUAAUACUAUACUUAUAGUGAAACAAUCAACGUCUUUAUAAUCUUUAUAUAAUACAAUAUAUAAUACUACUAAUAUGACUUAGAUAGUUCAACUUAUCUGAGCACAACUCUCGAUAUCUUGACAAUUCUGUAUUCUUUCUAUCGUAAUGGUUCUCUCUUUUCUUUUUGUUUGUGGUUCUUUUCAGGUUACUUCUUUAAUUUCGUUUUUAAACCAAUGAUGCUAUGCAGGUCAAGAGCUCAAGCGUUGUGCUCUGACUUUUAUAUGGUUUGCUAGGAGAAGGGACUAUAGAACUAUGACAUAUUUACCCUACGCAAUACAGCGUGACUAAGCAAGUAAGAGCGUGAUGAAGCGAGUAAACAACAACAAUGGUUAGCCCCAAACAAAGCUAUGUCGGUUACGUUGUUGGUUUGCGGGACAAGGUUCUCUGCAACUAUUUCCUUACUCGUGCAUGUAUGGUUAACUAAGUUCACUAAGGUUCAUUGAAUAUUGUAAUAGAUAUAAUUUACAUUUUGUAUGAUGUACAUGACGUGGCAAUGCCGCAUCCAAAGCAUAUAUUAUCACAUAGACAUCUUAUAUCGUUAGUCGUAGUUGUAAAACGAGGGUGCAAGGAUUCAUGUACAAGGAUGUAAAAAGUUUUUACGGAUUAGCAAGUACUUUAGUUUAGUAAGUUAGUAGUUUGUAAUAAAGUUUUUAGAAACGAG
Dendronephthya gigantea is the source of this 5553-nucleotide messenger RNA. RefSeq lists its product as uncharacterized. Lineage: Eukaryota; Metazoa; Cnidaria; Anthozoa; Malacalcyonacea; Nephtheidae. Gene Ontology annotation, molecular function: protein binding. The coding region runs from base 62 to 3913 and encodes 1283 amino acids. The transcript is spliced from 21 exons. The record is from RefSeq and is a predicted model, not a curated record.